UGAAGAGUCUUAAAAGUAACCUUAUAUGAAGUAAAACUAUUACUGAGCUUACAGUGUAACCUUCUAGUCUAUUAAUAAUAUUGUAGUGAACUGUAGCUCAGGCACUAGAAUGAACUGGCAACUCGGGUGUUUUGUAGACUUCGGAGAAAUUGUGAAUGAAACGAGCUGCCGAUUGGCGGCUAAAUGAAAUGUAAAGAAGCUCAGACGCUGAUGAAUAUGAAGAAAACGGACUCGGUGUUCAUUAGGACAGCAUUGUGGAUUAAACAGAGGCACUGAGCGCUGGGACAGAGCUGCACCAGCCUACAGACUGAUAAGGCCACCGGCAUGACAGCGGCCUCCUGGGAAGUGGAUUCAGCUCAGUCCAAUCGUUCUCUGUUUAACCUGAGCAGUAGCUUCAGCAGCACCGACACUUUCUUGUGGUUGCUGCCCUCCCAGAACAGCACAGAGGUGACAUGGAGCCCCACCUCGCAGCCAGGCACAGCCAGGGUACGGGACCAGGCUCUGGCACAGGCUGAGAUCGGUGUGCUUAGCCUGGUGCUGGCACUUACCACUCUGGGCAACAGCUUUGUGCUGUGGGUGCUGCUGCGCAGGAGAAAGCACCAUGCACCUAUGCACCUCUUCAUGAUCAACCUGUGUUUGGCUGACCUCGUGGUGGCCUUCUUCCAGGUUCUGCCGCAGCUGCUGUGGGAUAUCACAGAGCGCUUCCAGGGCCCAGACGUUCUGUGCCGCUUUGUCAAGUACUUGCAGAUUGUGGGCAUGUUUGCUUCCUCGUACAUGAUUGUGGCCAUGACAAUGGACCGCCACUAUGCCAUCUGCUGCCCUCUGCAAGCGUACCGUGGAGGCAAACCUUCACGCUGGAACAUGCAUAUAAUGGUGGCCUGGGGCCUGGCCCUGACACUCAGUUUGCCACAGGUGUUCAUCUUCUCAAGGACUGAAGUGUUGCCAGGGGAGUUUGAGUGCUGGGGCCACUUUAUUGAACCAUGGGGCCUUAAAGCUUAUGUCACCUGGAUGACUAUAGCUGUGUUCAUUCUACCAGCCCUCAUCAUCACAGUGUGUCAGGUGCGUAUCUUCAGAGAGAUACACAACAAUAUCUACCUGAAGUCAGAGAGAAUGGUGACAGCAGAGUUUAAGAGGAACUCUGUGGUCUUUCAUUUCCCUCAGAAAGAAGGGCAUUAUGGGAGGCAUGGGAGAGACAGAGACUCACAAGGUAGCCAUAAUCAUCAGACUGAUAUUCAUGGAUGUCAUUGCAGUAACUCCGCCCCUACAGACCUUCAGAGUUCAUAUGACAAUCUGUCCAGCCCUGAGCCAUUUGCAAACUCCACAUAUAACCCCUGUGAUUCCUGUGACCCCUGCUCUGUGCCCCUGCCACCCACAGAAAUCUCCACAUCAAACAACCCACCCUUAGAGAAAUUCUCUCCUGAUCCAUCUGAUCCAUCUUACGCACAUGCUCUGACAGCCAAUAGUACACGCGCUCAGUCCAGAGCCUCAUCCUUAAUGGCUGGCCAACUUUCAGGAACUCCUGAACUCUGGCCAGAUGUGUUACCAGAUCAUCCCCCACCACCUCCCCCUGGCAUUUCUAAGGCCAUGUCAAAGACAGUGAGGAUGACUUUGGUCAUAGUGUUAGUCUACACUAUUUGUUGGUCUCCUUUCUUCAUCGUCCAGCUGUGGGCGGCCUGGGACCCGAACCCUCCAGACCAAGGAGUAGCAUUCACCAUCCUGAUGCUGCUGGCCAGCUUGAACUCUUGCACGAAUCCCUGGAUCUACACAGCUUUUUCAAGCAGUGUGUCACGUGAGCUGCUUGCUCUGCUUCGCUGCAACGUGUCCGCCCCACGCCGAGGCUCGCUGCCCGACGACUCCACUACAACACACACCUCAACCACCACUAAGGACAGUAUCUACUAACAUGGCUUCAAGCACACAUGGAUUAACCACCGGAUUCAAAUUCACCAGUACCAGUUCUCACAACGCUUAUACGAUAUAAGAUUGGCUAUAUUUAAGAGGGCAGUGCCCCAUGGGCAGCAAGCAUCAUGAAGGAGAAACGUUAUAAGUUCAGUGAUUUGAAUGUAAGCGACGGAACAGACAUUUGCAUAUGUAUGUGUGUGAAUUUAUGUAUGUGUGUGAUAGUUGGGAGACGAGUCAAGAAUAAGCUGUGAGGAUGUGAGACAUUGCCAAAUGUCUGAACAGGAAAACUACUCCAGACUGGUAGAAGACCAGCCAGAGAGCAGAUGCCACUGUUUGGAACAGAACAGUGGUUGAGACUAUUGUGGACACCUGUGUCACUGCCAAACAGAUUAUUUCAGGUUACCAGAUAUGAAUGAUGUCAGAAUUACUAUAAAAGAAGCGCUGGAUGGUGCUGGGAAAAAAACAGCAUGAGCUGAACACUAGAGUUUGUCACAAAAUGCAGUUAGAGACGCACUUCCCAAAACUGACAUUUCUAUUCUAUUCAUUCUGGACUGCCAGGGCAAUUUCCUUUAGCGCUAGUGGAAUAUACCUGUUACUUGUUUCCUUGUUGGGAAAUUUACAGUCAAGGAAGUUUUCCAUCUUGUCUUCAUGACUGUAACCCCCGCAUCAUUCUUGUCCUCUUUCCCAUUCCGUCUUUUUUGGGUAGAUGAAGAAGUGGGUUCAACAUUCUUUCUUUCCUUUGACAAUGCGAUGUUUGUAGCAGGGUAUGAAGUGAACAGCAGACAUGCAACCACUUGGAAGGUAAAAGGAACAGAAAUAGGCAGAAAGCUCAGCUGCUCAGCCUCCUCAAACAGGAAGAGUGAGUGCCUUUACAAUGCUGGAAUUAAGAGGAGCUGGCAGUAGGCAUGAGACAAAUGCAAGCACUUUGAUACAACAGCACAAUGAAGUGUAGCACAUGGAGGAGCUUAUUACAGCUGCCGUGCAUACAGAGACAGUCUCAUGUGUACUCUCUAUGACUGAUUCUCAUUCUUUAAGUAUGAAUAAUGAGCCUACCCUAGCAGUGAGUGCUGACAGCCUCUCAUCAGGGUGUUCUGAUGAUUAGAGCACAGUGCAGGACUAUGGCUCAGCAGCAGCAAAUGCACUGCAGCCUGAUAUUAAGGCUGUCUUAUGAAAGUCAAGAAGGUUCUUCCACUGAACAACGCUGAUUGAACGUGUAGCAUUUUGUGGUACAUUUUGUGGUACAGUCACCCAAAAAAGUUGCAGGGCUUUCUCAUAAUGUCUCACAUGUGAACAGAAGCUUCAAACCAGGAAAAGGGAAUGCAUACUGAUUUCAACAGCAGUGCAGUGAGAUUAAUAACAUCAGAGGCUGAUGAAGCCCUGCGCAUUAAUCAGCAGGACUGAAUCGAGGAUCGCCAGACCACCUGAGUCUCUUGUGAAUGGCCAGAGGACAAGUUUUUCUAGGCUACCCAUAUGGUGUUAUGAUCAUGAUUAUCAGGUGAUGAUAUUGUUGUCAUUACUCAUCAAGGAAAGGAGCAAAUGAGAAUUCUCCACUAGUUCUUAAGGAAACCGGCCUGGUGGUACAAAGCCAGAGUUACAAUUUACCGGUACUUUAAAAUCCAAGAAUGCAAUUAGGGAAUAUACCCAGAAAAGCACUUAUUAGCAGUAUGGAAGUGAGCUCUACUGCUUGGCUUUAGAUUUAAGUGAAAUACAUAGCAUCACUGGCAUGGUGCUCAAAAAAAUUCAUUCGCAUUCACCAGUCAAUCAGGCACAUGGAUGGCCACAAGGGCAAGCUGAAGCCAAAGCAUUGUGUGAUGGUACAGACGUGCAACACAAUAUAGACUGUGUUUAUUCAAGAGGAUGCUACAGCCUCCACUUUCUCAAACUGGUGGGGCCAAUAUAGUGUACUUAUAGUUAAAAGGUUCUAUUUUAUAAGAUUUUGUAUAGGACUUAAAUAUAAUAUAACACUCUAAAAAUAAAUGAAAACCCACCAUGUUGUACACGUAGGACACCAUUCUAAUUAUUGCCUUUUGCAAUGAUGUAAUUCUGUGUAGCUUUUUGAAUCUGUUCAGAGCUUUGGUACUCUCAUGUAUAAUAUAAAGCCUCUGUAUUAUCUACCAGUUCUGUUAUAAAGCAGAAUAAAGAGCAGAAAUAAUAUCUUUUACCAUAGUUUCAGCUCUACCUCCGGCCUGUUUCUGCUCUCACAAAUGUGUUUUAUGGUUGGAAUUAGGGGACCAUUUGUAUUCUGUUCAGAACUUGUAGAAUAACUUAUUUGUAUAAAAGAAAUUACAAAUGCUCUAAUUUAACAAUAUGUUGAAGUAUUGAAAAUAUACAUAGGUUAAUAUAUCGUACUGACAAAACCUUACCUCUGCAAAGUGCCCAUAUUAUAUGUUUUGUUUUUUCCUCAAACUGUAGCAUCAUGUAGAUUAUUGUCACUAUAUUAAAAACGGAUGAAAGGUAAAAACAACACUUUCAUUUAAUGGGUAGUUGCAGUGACUAACAUUUUUAUGUUAAUCAUAGCAAGUCUAUAAUGUUGAGCAGCUGUCAAUAUUUUGUUGGUAUCCUAAACUACUUGAUAUGAGAUUGAUAAGUCAUUGUGCAAAUUAACAACUGCGUGAGAAGGUUUUGUGUCUGUAUUCUGAACAUCUAUACAGUAGUCAGUGUAUAAUUAUAAACUUGUUUUUGUUUUGUUUUUUUUUCACAGAAAGAAAAUUUAUUUAA
Tachysurus vachellii is the source of this 4620-nucleotide messenger RNA. RefSeq names its product arginine vasopressin receptor 2a, duplicate b (gene avpr2ab). Bases 325 to 1902 code for a protein of 525 amino acids. Gene Ontology annotation, cellular component: membrane. Gene Ontology annotation, molecular function: peptide binding; vasopressin receptor activity. The transcript is spliced from 6 exons. Lineage: Eukaryota; Metazoa; Chordata; Actinopteri; Siluriformes; Bagridae. The record is from RefSeq and is a predicted model, not a curated record. Gene Ontology annotation, biological process: G protein-coupled receptor signaling pathway; positive regulation of vasoconstriction; regulation of systemic arterial blood pressure by vasopressin.